AUGCCGCGCCGCGGGCGCAGAGGAAGAGGCGGGGUGGCCGCGGGUUCUGCUUCCGGGCCGGCAUUUCCCCUGCGUGCUAGGCGGGAAAUGGCGACCCCGCCGCGGCCGCCGCUCAGCCCGGGCCCUGCCGGGCGGGACGCGCGGGUGCGGUGUUGCCGGCGGCGCGGCCUGGCCGAGGCGAUGGAGCUCUGCGCGCCCUUCCUGCGGGCCCUGGAGCAGGGGCAGCCGGGCGGGACCGUCACCGCGGGGGACGCGCUCUGGAACUUCAAAACAGCGGUGCAGGAGAAUGUCACCAUCAAUGGGCAGCCCUGGGAUGAGGCUCAAGAUGACUCCAAACCCGAGAGUGGUUCAGACAUUAAAGUUCUUGAAGAUGAAUUUGAUAAAGUAAUAGUAGUGACAACAACAAAGCGUAAGCAGUGGCCUAGAAAGAUACUGAUUCAUGCUAUCCAAGCCAUGAAGGCAGAGCAAGAGUUGUUGAUGCUCUACCAGCCUGUGGUACCACCAGAGGAGAUAAGAUCACCACCUUCUCAAGAUGCUUACAUCGCAGAUCUGAAGCAGGUGAUGGAAAUGGCAUCCAAACACAUCAGAGAAGCAAUGACGACUCUCCCAGGACUAAUAGAAAGAGCAGAAGGUUUUUCCCAAGCGUUAACUUGGCAACCAACCUUGGAACUCUGCAGGGUGCAGCAAGGAGUCUUUGCUUGCAAAGAAAAGAAGGAAACCGAUGUCCAAAAUCUCUUCUCGCCAGGAGAGGUCACACCAACAGACACUGGUACCAAUAAAAAUGUUUUGCUUAAAAGAAGAAAAGCUGUAGGUUCACCAGAAAGAAGACGCUACCCACUUCGACGGAGGAAGAUUGCUCUCAGCACCUGAACUUCUCUUGUGCUAUUUUCAGCUUGGAAUCUCAGUUGUGCUCUUGUUCAGUGUGCUCAGGCUUUCUCUUAAAACUUCGUCUCCCCUCUAAUGCGGUGCUGUACGUGGGAGCUUCCUCAGUUAUUUAGCCUUUGAUCCUUCUGAAUAUUUCUAUUUUUACUGUCACACUGGGGUUAUAUGAAAGCCUGCACAUACCAGUAGCAUCCGAUACCCAGCAAAUGGAUUUGCUGGUGAACUCUCUUUGUUUUGCUCUUUUAUUCCAGCAUUUAGCUUGAGUCCUCAUGCUGAGCACAUGCUUUAUGUAUGUGGGCACUCUUUUGGUAAACCACUAAGCGCUCAUUUACAUUAAGCAUGUCUCUAAAGGGGUUGGAGACUGUCUAGCUGUCCUAAUGCACUUUCAUUUAGUACUAAGUCAGGUAGCUAUUUUUUAAAUAAGUAAAUUAAAAAGAAAUUCACUGGAGCAUAUUGAAAACACCAGUUUUGAUACGAUGUCACAGGUUUUAGAGAAUCCACACACAAAUGGGACAUUGGUCCCUCCUAUUCCACCUUUCCUGAACUCAGGUCAGCUGGGCUUAUUUGUAGUCAUAUUUGGUUAAACUUGGGGUUUUAGCAGUUGUACAUACUUACUUGUAGUGUACUCUUCUGAAGAGGGAUUCAACCAUCCACAUCUUCCCGUCAGCUAUUUCGCUUCAUGUAAGCCAAGUACGCAGCUGGGGGUUUCCUGGACAAUAGGUCUACGCAUUACAGGAUCUUGACUUGGGUCACGUAUGCGUUUAGGGUGUUUGACUAAACUGUAAAGAUCAGUAUAGACUACCAGUAAGUGGUACUAAGUUGAGCUAGCUUGAUUUAUUUCUUUACACAUUAGAUUGCACAGUAGCACUAAAUUGAGCCUUGUGCCUUAACCAAUCAUAACUUGUCUGGUUUAUGGUUGCAUGUGCUUGUAGUAAGUACUUGUGUCUAAUACAGAAUGUAUGUCUUGCACAGUAAAUGGAGAGGGCUUUCAGAAGCUUUAUUAAUGAAAUGUACUGUGGGUAGAAGAUAGGUCCAUCUUCAUGUCUAAGAGGCUGGAAAUGUUCAGAAAGCACAUGACAGAUUUUAGCAUCAUUUCUUUUGUAAAGGUAAGUACCUAUAUGAGACUUUGUAUAUUUAAUCAUCUGUAAAUACUUGCUUCCCAUUGCUCAUGUAUAUUCCAAUGUGUGUUUUUAUACUAAGUAAAUUAAAUCAAUUAAG
Pezoporus occidentalis (night parrot) is the source of this 2100-nucleotide messenger RNA. RefSeq names its product NSL1 component of MIS12 kinetochore complex (gene NSL1). The record is from RefSeq and is a predicted model, not a curated record. Gene Ontology annotation, biological process: mitotic sister chromatid segregation. Bases 1 to 870 code for a protein of 289 amino acids. Gene Ontology annotation, cellular component: kinetochore; MIS12/MIND type complex. Lineage: Eukaryota; Metazoa; Chordata; Aves; Psittaciformes; Psittacidae. The transcript has 6 exons.